AUGGCGGAUCAGGGCAACAUCCGAACGCAACUCCGCAACCUUCCGGUUCUAGAAGGUCCAUUCGCCAAGGUGAACUUUGCCAACUUUCCUGACACCCCUCAGGAUGCUUUCAGACGGUGGUUGGACGAGGCGAUCAUGGCCGGCGUUAAAGAGCCCCAUGCCAUGACGCUGGCCACGGUUGACGAACAAGGUUACCCAGACGCUCGGGUCCUCAUCCUGAAGAAUGUUGAUGAUCGUGGCUGGCACUUCGCCGUCAAGGCAGAUAGCCCGAAAGCUCAGCAGCUGGAGACCAAUGGACAUGCCGCCCUCACAUUCUACUGGCCUCAGGUCGGUCGGCAAAUCCGGCUGCGCGGAACAGCUAUGCCGCUGCCAGAGGCUGAGUGCAGGGAGGACUUCGCCGAGCGUCCGUUCAAAUCGAGGAAUGUACCGCAUUGUCGGGGCAAGAGGACGGCUUCCAGAAGUGGAGAGUGUAUGCCGUUACGCCAGUGGCGGUUGAAUUUUGGCAAGGGUCAAACGAUCGCCUUCAUUAUAGGCUACGAUAUGUGCCGGGGAGAGAACAGGGCCAUUGGCAACGGGACCAAUUGUGGCCAUGACAUUCUCUACGUCGCCGAAACGGCGUUCGACAGCUGGUCCCAAUCUAUUGCCCGGGGCGACUACGACCGGGUGGCGACGGCAUACGACGACGCAUUGAAGGCCAACACAGCGCUGCGCAUCGAAUACCGGACAUGCGACGAGCCAUGCCAAUGGCGCCUCCUCAUGCUAACGCCGUUCGGCGAGGAAGAACUGCGCGGACUUCCUCUCGGCACCGACGGGGGUUCCUACUGCACAAUCACGGAUAUCACCGAGGAGAAGCGGGCGGAGAUCUCACAGAAGAAGAUCGCCGAAGAGGCACAACGGCGGAAGGAACAACAAGAACGCUUCAUCGAUAUGAUUAGCCACGAAGUCCGGAAUCCGCUUUCCGCCAUUCUCCAUUGUACCGAAGACAUUUUGGAAGCCGUGCAGCAGAAGGAUCGACGGGACAUCCGGGUCGAGGACAUUGCGCAAGCGGCGGAAACCAUCAGUCUUUGCGUUGCACAUCAGAAGAAGAUUGUCGACGAUGUGCUGACGUUUUCGAAGUUAGACGCAGAAAUGUUUACCUUACUACCGCGGCGCGUCCAGCCACGACAACAUCUAGCCAUGUCGCUAAUGAUGUUUCGACCGGAACUGCGGAAACAUGACAUCGACUUCGAAUACAAGCUGGACCACUCCUACGCCGACUGUGGAGUCGACUGGGUUAUCGCCGAUCUCGACCGCAUGAGUCAAGUCCUCGUGAACCUCGUCUGCAAUGCGAUCAAAUUCACGGCCAAGGCGGGCGACGAGAAGAAGAUCUCCGUAUUCAUGGGCGCCUCCAAAGUGCGCCCGACGUCCUACCCACCCAACGUGGUCUUCUUCAGCUCCGGUGAGUCGGCCCUGCGGCUCAAUGCGACAAACCGGCCCGAGUGGGGGGAGGGUGGCGUGGCCUACAUGAUGGUCGCCGUAAAGGACACGGGCAUUGGCAUCAGCGAGGAAGCGCAGAAACGGCUCUUUGAACGAUUUAAUCAAGCCACCCCGAGAACGGAGUCGAUCUACGGCGGGUCGGGGCUCGGCCUCAACGUCAGUCGAAGACUCUGCCAUUUACACGGGGGCGAAAUCGGCGUAAGCUCGAGGGAGGGUCACGGAAGUACAUUCGGCUUCUUUUUCACCGUUCGUCGAAGCGUCGAGAGCUCCCCGACCAAGCCGCCUCGACAAGAACAGGGGGCGAUCGCUCAGUUAUGCCGGGACGUCCAAGCACUCAGCAGCGAGGUGACGGAAGGGACGACCGAGAUUGUCAAUCCAGCCAUUCCCACCAGUCCUGAGAUGACCCAUGUGAAGGAAGUCUCUCCCAGCGCGUCCAAGGACAGGACCUGGCAGCAUACCGCCCAAAUUGCCUACGACGCCGGCGACACAGAGGUGAUGCGUCACAGUCCUAGCACAGUCCAGUCCGCCGACCGACCACAAUAUCUCCAGAAAGAACCAUGUCAAUCACCACGGUCUCAGCCCGGCGCAACCAAAGAACGACGGGUGCUAGUGGUAGAAGAUAAUGUGAUCAACCAGCGUAUUGUGGCGCGUAAGCUCGAGUCCUUGGGGUUUCGGGUGACCGCGGUCAGUAACGGGCGCGAGGCUCUGGAUAGGGUCCAGCAAGGUACAUUCGACUGCAUCUUAAUGGAUCAGGCGAUGCCGGUGAUGGACGGAAAUUCGGCGACGCGAGCCGUUCGCGAUCUCGAGAAACAUGGGAUGGCGCAUGUCCCGGUUCUGGGCGUCACUGCAAAUGUCCGGGCGGAGCAGCAAGCGGAGAUGAAGGCGGCUGGCAUGGACGACAUUAUUCAUAAGCCAUACAAGAUGCGAGACCUCUGCGACAAGAUUCAGCAGUUGAUGGGGUGA
Messenger RNA from Aspergillus pseudotamarii, 2439 nucleotides. RefSeq lists its product as uncharacterized. NCBI's taxonomy places the organism in Eukaryota, Fungi, Ascomycota, Eurotiomycetes, Eurotiales, Aspergillaceae. Gene Ontology annotation, biological process: phosphorelay signal transduction system; protein autophosphorylation. Gene Ontology annotation, molecular function: histidine phosphotransfer kinase activity; phosphorelay sensor kinase activity. The coding region runs from base 1 to 2439 and encodes 812 amino acids. The record is from RefSeq and is a predicted model, not a curated record. The transcript is spliced from 3 exons.